AUGAGCGGCGAGCGACAAUUGUUUCGUGAUCUUGGUGACCAGACUGGUAUCGUUUCUGUCACGUCUGGUGGUGAGAUUGAUGCCUACCGCAACAUACAAGAGACUGGCGCUUACGCAGGUCAAGUUCACGAUGUCUCCUUGUAUCACGUCGCCCAAGCCCUCCUAUUCCUUUUUAUCAUAACAGCCACCAUGUCAGUUCAAUGUCUACCAACGAGAACAACAACACCGUCGCUCCCUACCGCUGGUGGUGGCUACGUCGGCAUCACUCGAGAAGGUGCUGAGCUCGACCAACUUGCGCGCUCCAUGAUCGAGGCAAGCCCACGCUUUGCGCAUAUCAUGCUCUCUCUUCACGACUGA
Molecule: messenger RNA, 357 nt
Organism: Fusarium proliferatum ET1
Lineage: Eukaryota; Fungi; Ascomycota; Sordariomycetes; Hypocreales; Nectriaceae
Exons: 2
Coding region: 1-357 (118 amino acids)
Source: RefSeq, a predicted model, not a curated record